AAAAGAACAAUCAUUCCCCGUUUUAGUGGAUUUUCUCUAACACUCAUAUUAUCUUCUUCCUCUCUUCCCCAGACUUCCCAUACGUACACCACUACUACUUCUAUCAUAUCUUAUCUAAAGGGUCUAAUUGUCUAAUAAUUACUCUAUGAUACGCCAAUAGGAUUCCUAUCCCUUAAUUUCCUCAUUUUAAUAAUCGGAAACCGCGAUGCCGCGCACUUAUUCCACAAGGCAGGCAGCCCGAGGCCUGCAACAGCAGCAGCAACCGGGCAUCCAGAGCUUCGCAAGAGCGACUAAGCCUGGUGUUGUAGCUCCUUCCUCCUUAUCGGAUAUCAAGAAGCCCGCUACGACAACGACGACGAAUGUCCCGGUCACGCCUUCCAAGAAACGCAAACUGGUCGAGCUCGAAAACGUCGACUGCCGGGGCCCUCAAGGAGUGGAAAGCACGGAUGCAGUCACACCUUCCAAGUCUCUUCGAUUGGGAGAAUUGACCUUGAAUACGCCUAGAAGCGGACAUUAUGCACGGUCUUCGGUGUCAGUGAGGAGGAGCGGCUCGGCUGCUACUGCUGUUCCUGAGCAGCCGCCGAGUACCCCCUCGAAACGCACAGGUGCUAGGAAGACAACCACAAAGCCAGCUCCUGUGAAUCGUCGUGCAGCAUGUGUGGAGGAUCUCGUAAACCUGCAUGGAGCGUUCCUGAAGGCUGUUGCGCUUCAUGCUAUGCACAAUGGUGUUACUGCCCCUGCCGACCUGAGAGAACUGCUCCCUACCAUUGAACGACUCUGGAAGAAGCGGAAGGUGGUAAUUAAGGAUCUGCAACGACUCAUUUGGGUUCUGGACCAGGAGCCAUCAUCGACAGCCUUUCCCGGGUAUCGAAUUGCGAACUAUGGACUGGGAAGGGUGUGUUUGGAGCGAAUUGUACGGGAGGGCGAGGAGCGGACGAGCGAGAGUGAAUUGCAAGAGCGGUUUGAGCAGAGCGUGGAUUUGCUUUGGGAGAAGGCAUUGGAUGCGGUGGACGGAGACGAAUCAAGGGUGGACUUCGUCAACACGCUGGGCGUUGCGACGAUCCAAGAGUCGUUGACACCGUUCACCACGUUCCGGAAGGGACAGCAACGGUUGCAGGACUUGAGGGGCGGGGUGAUUCGACUGAAGACGGAAAAGUUACGUGCGGAUGGGAAGGACGAUGUGCCAGAGAAACCGAUCGAUGCGGCAAGUACGCGCCGGAAGGGACUACUGGAGCGCAUCAAGGAUAAGCAGCUGCGACAGGCGACGUUGCCGCCGCCGCCGUCGAAGCAGGAGCUGUUAAGGAGGGCAGCUGCGGAGCGCGUGGAGGAGGUUGCGGGGGUUUUGGCGCUGCUGAGACCUGCUGGGUAUGUCGGGACCGGAGCGAAGGCCGUGAUGGCUGCGCAGCGGACGCCGUUCCGGAUCGAGAUGAUUGCGCAGCACGUCCGGGAUUCUGUGCGGAGUCCGAUUUCCCAGCGGGAGGUGGAGAUUUGUUUGGAGAUUCUGGCCCGGGAGGAUGUUGCCGGGGGGUGGGUGAAUCUCGUCACGGUGAAUCAGAUGAAGUCUGUGGUUCUUAAGUCAUGUGCGGAUGUCCAGCCCAAGGAAAUUGGAGCCAAGGUGGCCCAGUUGAAGCUUGGGUGGGAAGGGUCUGAGGCGCAGAAGACUGUCGUCUCUGCUGCUUGAUAUGGUUACGUUGGAUACACCUGUGUCUUUCGUUUGGAUGGAUGUUCUGUUUGAUACCUCAUCCGGGUGGCCUGGUAUGCCUCCGGCAUUAUGAUUGCAUUGUCAGCGGUAUGUAGCAUUAGCAUAUGUAUGUAAUGAUAGUAUAAAAACAACUUAUAAGACUAUGA
Messenger RNA from Aspergillus piperis CBS 112811, 1848 nucleotides. Its product is annotated as DNA replication factor Cdt1 C-terminal domain-containing protein. The transcript has a single exon. The record is from RefSeq and is a predicted model, not a curated record. The coding region runs from base 206 to 1681 and encodes 491 amino acids. NCBI's taxonomy places the organism in Eukaryota, Fungi, Ascomycota, Eurotiomycetes, Eurotiales, Aspergillaceae.